CGGGGCUGCGGGGGCGGGGGAGCGGCCGCCCUGGCGCUGUGCUCCAUGGAUGGCGUUUUCCUGUCGCCCAGCGAGGAUGAGUUCGUGGGCAGGAUCGCGGAGGAGCUGGAGCACUUCAUGGUGCAGGGCCAGCACCACCGAGUGCUCCUGUUCCCACCCCUGUCCAGCCGCCUCAGGUACCUGAUCCACCGGACUGUGGAAAACAUGGAAUUGCUGAGCAGCUUCUCGGUGGGAGAGGGCUGGAGGAGGAGGACAGUCAUUUGUCACUCUGCUGUCAGGCUUCCCAACGAGACCUCGAGCGACCAAAAACCCGGGGCCAACCCCGCCCGGCCGCCGCGCCCGGCGCAGCCCUGGGGCCGGGGGGGCCGGGGCGCCCGGCCGCGCCACGCCGGGGACCCCCACGGGGACAGCUCCCGCGCCUCCGUGGGCUCGGGCAGGAUCACCAGGCCGCCCAGGAGGAAGCCAGAGAAAGCCCUGUACGUGCCCAAAGGGAUCCGGAAAAAGGCGAAUUGGAGGGAGCGGGAGAGCCCCGAGGCGGAGCCCGACGGGGACGCGGCUCCAGGAGGUGAAAGCUGCCCCAGGAAUUCCAUCGGGGACACCCAGCGGGAGCUGGGCAAGGGUGGAGGCAGCCCUGGCAAGGAAGAGCACGUCCCGGGAAAAGGCAGCGCUGAGCAUCCUCUGUGUGAGGAGCAGGUGCCAUCCUUAGGGAAUAGCGGCGAUUCCUGUGAGCAGGGAAGUCGGGAUAAAGACUGUUCCCAUUCCACAUCUUCUGCACUCAGCAAACACCCACCCGAGGCAGGAGAGGAAGAGUCGAGCCACGCCGGCAGCACCAUUCCAGAAGGCAGCGAAUUCCAGGGCCAGCUGCAAGGGGAGAACCAAUCCGGCCGGGAUUGCGGAGGGUCGGAGUGUGGGAGAAGCUCCGUGCCUUUGGAAAACCAUGGUGGCAGCAGGACAGACCCGCCUGUGACAGUGACAGACCCGCCUGUGACAGUGACAGACCCACCUCAGACAGACCUGGCAGUGACAGACCCCCCAGCCCUGGAAGCGCAGACCUUGGAGGGCAGCAGGAGCCAGUCCCACCCUGGAGAGCAGGAUCCCCGGAAUUCCGAGGGAGGCCGGGGUGUUCCCCCGCAGCAGAACCCCAGCGCUGGGCAGGUGGAGCAGGACCCCCCGCAGAAGGUUCUGGAAGGCCCAGGUGAGGCUCUGGCUGCGCCGGAGCCGCUCCGUGGCGGAGAUCCCGGCGCUCCGGGGCCGAUCCGCGGCGGGAAGGAGGAAGAGGAGGACAAGGAGGGCUCGGAUGUGGCCGAGGCGCUGGGCAGGGGCCUGGAUUUGGCUGCAGGGGACAGAGAGGGGACACGGCAGAGCGGCCUCGAGGACGACUGCACGGCAGAGCUCCUGGCAGAGAUCGUGGGGAAUUUGACGGUGAAGGACAUCAGCAUCGAGAGGGUCAGCGUGGAUUGUCCCGGCCACGGAGAGGCCCAGCUCAGCGAGGGCGACUUGGGCCACGUCACCGAGAUCUACGACUUCCCCUCGUCGCUGAAAACCGAGGAUCUGAUGGAAAUGUUCUCGGAUUUCCACGAGAGCGGCUUCAAAAUCCAGUGGGUGGAUGAUACCCAUGCCCUGGGAAUCUUCUCCAGCCUCUCCACAGCCUCCCAGGCCCUGGGCCGCCGUUUCCCCUGCCUGAAGAUCCGGCCCCUGAUCCACGCCAGCAAACAGGCCAAGCUCAAGGCCCUGCAGAGACCAAAGCUGCUGCAGCUGGGCAAGGAGAGGCCGCAGACGGACGCGGCGGUGGCCCGGAGGCUCGUGUCCCACGCCCUGGGCUGGAGGCACCGGCAGCACGAGGAUUUCCAGCCAGAACCCUUGGAGCAGGAGGAAUAAUCCCAAAAAACCCAAACCAAGGCUGUAAAGAUGAGCAUGGCUGUGCUAUUAAAUGCAUGCGGAGCAGGCAGUGCCACGGGGCUGUUCCUUUAGGGAGAGUUGGGAGUGGGGAUUCUUGUUCGGGGUUUUUUGGAGCCCUGGGAAGUGCUGGAAUUCUUUGUUGGGUGUUUCGAAGCAGCUGGGGCACCUGCAGGAAUGAGGUGGUUUCUUUAUUCCUUCUUCCUGCUCUGUUUUCCAACAAAAAAUAGGCAUUAAGAGUAAGAAAAAUAGGAUUUUUUUGGGGCCAAAAUUCAACUCUAAGCAAGGGCAGGAGUUCAGAAAUCUGUUCCACGUUUGUUGUAAUGUUGCUGUUCAUAUAUCCCAGAAAACUGACAGGCAGUGAAUCCAAGCUUUAGGGAAUUUUUUACUUAUUUACAGAGUCUCAAGAGCCUGAACUUCCCUGUUGGUGAGGAAAGUUGGGAUCUGCUCAUUAGGAUUUUCCUGUGUGCCCAGAGCUGGGUUUAAAAUGAGCUUCCAGCCCCAUCCCAGGCUCUGCUCGUGCUGCAGUCUGGAAUUCUGAGGAAAAACUGGAAUUUUAUCAUUGCCAGGGGUUAAAACCCUUUGCCAGCCGCCCUCUGGGGCACUGGAGAAAUGACAAAUACUCAAAAUAUUUCUGCAUUUCGAAGCCUCACAACAUCCCUGUGAGGUGGGGUUUGGGGCAAGUUUGCAGCCACUUGGAAUCCCCUGUGGAAUCAGCUGGAAUUCCAGACAACUUUGAUCUUAGAAGAGGGGGGGAAACCCCCAAACUUCCAGGAAUUGUGAGGAGAAAUACGCCAAGGGCUUCCAAAGUGAUUUUUUGUUUCCAGGGAAAUGGAUUUUAUUGGAGCUCUGUGUCCUCAAACAAACAGAGGAGCACCGGGAAUUCCCACAGGAGGAGAUCCUUGGGGAUGAGAGGCAGAAAUUCCCUCUGCAAGGUGCACAGGGAUCAUUCAUCCUCGAAAAAAAGAUGGAAAAUGCAGCCAGGAGGUGAUUCUUGGAUGGGCACAGCACCUGGUGGGUGGAGGAUCCCUGUGGGAUGGGAAUUUCCAGCCCAGAGGCCUCAUCCCUGGGAAUCUGCUGAGUUCGGGGUCACUUCAGGGAGCUUUGAUUCCAUGUGAGAUUCCAUAUGAGAUUCCCUGUGAGAUUCCCUGUGAAAUUCCAAAUGAGAUUCCUUGUGAGAUUCCAUGUGAAAUUCCCUGUGAAAUUCCAAAUGAGAUUCCCUGUGAGAUUCCCUGUGAAAUUCCACGUUCUGCUCCCCUCCGGAGCGCGGCCGUUGUUGGAUCCAAGCGUUUCACUGCAGUAUUAAAUUCAGCUUUACACUGUUGUGCUCACAAAAA
Molecule: messenger RNA, 3233 nt
Organism: Passer montanus (Eurasian tree sparrow)
Lineage: Eukaryota; Metazoa; Chordata; Aves; Passeriformes; Passeridae
Gene: R3HCC1
Product: R3H domain and coiled-coil containing 1
Exons: 8
Coding region: 46-1878 (610 amino acids)
Molecular function (GO): nucleic acid binding
Source: RefSeq, a predicted model, not a curated record